AUGCUGUUCCUUCCAUUUUCCCAUGGUCAGUUGGCAAUGAUGAAGCCUCUGAAAGGUCCGAAAGAGACAAAAGUCGGGAAUGCCAAAGGAUUAAUCUUUCAGCGAUCCCAUCCAAGAGUAUCGAAAAUAAACAUCACUCAUACGAUGCACCUGACAUCUCUGCAAAGGAGACUCAAGAGGAAGAUACAGGUGAAAAACCAUUUGAAGAAGAGAGAGACUUGGUUGCCGAGAAUUAUGAUCUUAAACAAAAGCUGCUCCUUUCAAAAUUUGGUUUGGAGAGAUUUGGAUCGAAUGAAGAUGACAUAUUUUUUUACACGGGAUUUCAAAGUCACCGAGUCGCCAGCUUUGUUGGCAUUUUGGAACUUUAUUAAACCUUGCUCUGAGUCUCUGAUGUCGUGGAACACAGCACGCGAAAAAGUGAAAGAAAGCUUCUCAAACAAUGUUAAUCCAUUUCCCUUUUUGCAAGGACAGGAGAAACAAAGAAAUAGAAAGAGAGCAAUAGAGCCUAUCGAUCAGCUGUGGUUGUUUCUAACAAGGGUGCCACUUGGCUUAUUUGAGCGUGAUAUAGAUUUAGUGUCUCUGUAA
Porites evermanni is the source of this 585-nucleotide messenger RNA. Lineage: Eukaryota; Metazoa; Cnidaria; Anthozoa; Scleractinia; Poritidae. The record is from the annotation of a GenBank genome assembly.